This is a messenger RNA of Micropterus dolomieu (smallmouth bass), 898 nucleotides long. RefSeq names its product kazal-type serine protease inhibitor domain-containing protein 1-like. Gene Ontology annotation, molecular function: insulin-like growth factor binding. The transcript has 2 exons. The coding region runs from base 308 to 898 and encodes 196 amino acids. The record is from RefSeq and is a predicted model, not a curated record. Lineage: Eukaryota; Metazoa; Chordata; Actinopteri; Centrarchiformes; Centrarchidae. Gene Ontology annotation, cellular component: extracellular region. Gene Ontology annotation, biological process: regulation of signal transduction; regulation of cell growth.
UGUCUCGUGCCCGUCUCGGUGCGGCGGAGCAGCGCGAGCCUCUCAGCUGUUUGAACCUCGGACGGUCCGCGUCCAGAUUCAAACGUUAAAAUAAAAAGUUUCCUCUGUUUGUUUUAAACUUAAUGUUGGAUCCGGUUUUAUUUUCCGGGUUCGGGUCUGAGAGGAAUGUGAGUCUCGGGUUAGACUCUCGUUCUGGGUUUGCUGUGUCGCGUUGAACCGGAGAAAGAACCGGACCCGACCCGGCGUCACCCGACCCUGUCCCGGCGACGGUGUUUGGACCCAAACGGAACCCACAGACCGGGUCAAGAUGUCGGUUCUCCUGAGUCUCUUUCUAGUCCUGCACACAUGCCGGGGCUUCCCACACCAGCUGUCCGAGCCGCCCGGACGGUUCUCCCUCACCGACCCGCUGCUGGACUACGACCGGCUGGAUGAGGAGCUGGGAGGCGGCGGGGGGCGGAACGGGACCGGCUGCGGGCCGUGUGAGCCGGACUUGUGCCCGGAGACCCGGGGCUGCCGGGCCGGUCUGGUGCUGGACUCCUGCGGCUGCUGUAAGGAGUGCGGGAACCUGGAGGGUCAAGCCUGCGACCCGGGGGACCGCAGCGUCUUCUACGGGCUCUGCGGGACCGGGCUGCGAUGCCAGGCGGACCCGCGGCCCGCAGGAGGAGCAGAGGAGGAGGAGGAGGAGGAGGAGGAGGAGGAGGUGUGUGUGUGUGAGGAGCAGGAGGCGCUGUGCGGCAGCGACGGAGUCACAUACAUGAACAUGUGUCAGUUCAGAGAGACCGCUUUCUCCAGACCAGAACUCAAGAUCAGAGGGAGGGGGCCCUGCAAGACCGUCAUCCCGCUACAGGUGAGCUUCUCUCCAGGACGCCAGGGUCACAUGACCGGGUCACUGAGCUAG